UGUCAUAGAUGACUGGGGACAGCAUGUGUAUCCCUCAGUAUGUGAUUGCUUGUUCCUCCACAGGACUUGCUUUCAGAGUAGCGUAUCUAGAAGGUACAGUGCUGGAGCUUUGCCCUAGUUUACACUUGAAUGCUCCGAUCCAUUCUGUUCGCCUCUGAGAUUUAUGCGUGGAGUCGCUAACGGCACUGCUUAUUGUGGUAAGAGAGAUGGGACUGUUCAUCGGAUGCACUGGAGUAUCUGGCUUUGAAUCGGAGCAGUAAGGGGAUAAGCUGCAGUUUAUUUGGUGUAACAAGUUGGUAGUUUGGGGGCUUUAAUUUGGUUUUUAAGCGAUUGUCUCUAAAAGUGUUUUUCAUGUUUCAGCAUGCCUUAUAAUAUGCCACCGAAAAGCAGCUUUAACAGCAGCUGUGCUGAGAAUCUGCAAGUGUCUACUUUAUCCACUGGAACAAGAUUUGGCAGUGAGAGGCUGAUUUCUGUGGGAGAGAACAUCUUUGGCAGCUUGUUUAGAAAAGAAGAUCCCAGGAGAGGUUCCAGAGGCUGAGUGGGGGUCAUGAUCACACUACAGGAGGGCGACAGCCGGCUGCCUUUCUGACAGGGGUCUAAUGGAGGCCUAAUAGGAACUAGUCAAGUUCCAGAGGCCUCUGCUUUGACCUUGAAUUUCGCCUGUGGAGGCAGGCUGAGUAAGGAAGUUGCUGACUCCUCUGUGUUGAAAGAAACACUAAGGAGGUGACUGAGGAGGUGGCGUGAUGGCAGAGCGGGGGCUCUCCGCCCCUCUCCCUCUCCUUCUCUUUCUUGUCCUGGUGGGAGUUCUCCCAGAGAUUGAGAGCUCGGGAUAUCUUUCCGGAUAUCGCCUGAGGAGUCGUUUGCAGAGGGACCGGCACAUCCGCAACAUCCGACCCAACGUCAUUCUCAUUCUCACUGAUGAUCAAGACAUAGAACUGGGCUCUAUGCAGGCCAUGAACAAAACUCGGCACAUCAUGGAAAAGGGCGGCACACAUUUUUCAAACGCUUUCUCCACCACGCCAAUGUGCUGCCCAUCCCGCUCCUCCAUCCUGACGGGAAAAUAUGUGCAUAAUCACCAUACCUAUACCAACAACGAGAACUGCUCCUCACCCUCGUGGCAGGCCCACCACGAGCCGCACACCUUUGCUGUCCACCUCAACAACUCAGGCUACAGGACAGCCUUUUUUGGAAAGUACCUCAAUGAGUACAACGGCUCCUACGUGCCUCCUGGCUGGAAGGAGUGGGUAGCAUUGGUGAAAAACUCACGUUUCUACAACUACACCCUCUGCAGAAACGGUGUACGGGAGAAGCACAGCAGCGACUACACAAAGGACUAUCUGACAGAUGUCAUUACCAACAACAGCAUCGACUACUUCCGUACGUCCAAGAGGCUGUACCCUCACCGGCCUGUGUUGAUGGUUCUGAGUCACGUUGCUCCACAUGGUCCAGAGGACUCUGCCCCGCAGUACAGCUCCGCUUUCUCCAAUGCAUCACAGCACAUAACCCCCAGCUACAACUAUGCCCCUAACCCAGACAAGCACUGGAUCCUACGCUACACUGGACCUAUGAAGCCUGUCCACAUGCAGUUCACUAACAUGCUUCAGCGCAGGAGGAUGCAGACUCUGCUGUCGGUGGAUGACAGUGUGGAGAAGGUGUACAACAUGUUGGUGGAGACAGGUGAACUGGACAACACGUACCUCAUUUACACCUCAGACCACGGCUACCAUAUUGGCCAGUUUGGUCUUGUGAAGGGCAAAUCAAUGCCUUAUGAGUUUGAUAUCCGUGUACCCUUCUACAUUCGAGGACCUAAUGUGGAGCAAGGUGCUGUUAAUCCUCACAUAGUAUUGAACAUUGACCUGGCACCAACUCUGCUGGACAUGGCUGGUGUUGAUAUCCCUGCAGAAAUGGACGGCAAGUCUAUCCUCAAGCUGCUAGACACAGACCGACCAGUCAAUAGGUUCCAGUUGAGCAAGAAGGGUAAAACAUGGAGAGAUUCUUUCCUCGUGGAGAGAGGGAAGCCUCCGCACAAGAGAGCCGAUGGAAAGGAAAUGGCCCAGGAAGAGAACUUCCUGCCAAAAUAUCAGAGGGUGAAGGACCUGUGCCAAAAAGAAGAGUACCAGACCUCCUGCCAGCAGCCAGGACAGAAGUGGCAGUGUGUGGAGGACCCGACUGGCAAGCUGAGGCUGUAUAAGUGCAAGGGCAUGGCUAGUCUCUUUGCCCCACGUAUGCAGGCUCUGAUGGCCAGCGGUGCCUCACAGCUGUCUCUCACAUCCAGCUCUGACAGCUGUGACUGCAGCAAUUCCGGCUUCAAACCAUCCAUCAUGAAGAGGAAGAGGCUUCUCACCAAAAAGAAGAUAAAGUCCAGUAAGAGUACAAGUAGGAAGCGUUGGGCCCGCUCUAUAUCAUUUGAGCUGGGCGGUGACCUGUAUGCUGUAGACCUAGAAAAAGGCUACUGGCCACUAGGGUCCAGGAACAGCAGCUGGGCCAGAGACAGGAGGAGAGGAGUGAAUGAGGAAGACAAUGAAGAGUUCAGUGGCAUGGAAGUGACUGUCAAACCCACCACCAGCAACAAACUUGCUACACCUGCUGCUAUUAAAGUCACAUAUAGAUGCUCCAUUCUUAUGAAUGACACAGUUAAAUGUGAUGGAGGCCUCUAUAAGUCCCUUCAAGCAUGGAAAGACCACAAAUUGCACAUAGAGCAUGAGAUUGAAACCUUGCAGACAAAAAUCAAGAACUUGCGUGAGGUCAAAGGUCAUUUAAAAAACGUGCGACCAGAGGAAUGUCAGUGCGACAGUCCCAGUUAUCUCACUACGAAUAAGGAGACUUUCCAACUUAAUGCAGGACAAAUGCUCUCACUCAGAAUGCCAUCAAAGCAGAAGACUCAGUGGUUGCAGAAGGAGCAGAAACGCAGAAAGAAACUACGGAAAUUCCUCAAGAGGCUUCAGAACAACGACACGUGCAGCAUGCCCGGCCUGACCUGCUUCACACAUGACAACCAUCAUUGGCAGACUGCUCCCUUCUGGACAAUGGGUCCAUUCUGUGCAUGCACCAGUGCCAACAACAACACAUACUGGUGCCUCAGGACCAUCAAUGACACACACAAUUUCCUGUUCUGUGAAUUUGCUACGGGCUUCCUGGAGUAUUUUGACCUCAACACUGACCCGUACCAGCUGAUAAAUGCUGUCAACACCCUUGACCGCAACGCUCUGAAUUUGAUGCAUCAACAACUUAUGGAAUUACGGGGCUGCAAAGGACAUAAGCAGUGCAGCCCAGAGAAGGGAGGAAAGGAGCGAAACUACUUCAGUGAAUACAGGCCAGUUCAUCGCCGAAAGAGGCCAAAAGUGAAGAAGCCCUCCUCCAAAUCGCUAGGGCAGAUUUGGGAAGGGUGGGUUGGUUAACCACCUGCAGCCCACAACCAACCGCAUCGGCCUCCUCCAGAGAAGGAAGGAGAAUGGAGAGUGCAGAAAACCCGAAGACCUCGACUUUGAUAGACCAUAUGCUGGGAUACCACUCUAAGCUGGGUUUCAUUUUCGGGGGAGCUGCUCCUCAUAGCCUCCUACCGGGGUGUAGGAAAUACCAAGGCCUACAAUAAGUCUAAAGACUCAGCAAUUAUGUAUUUUGGACCAUAUUUCAUAUCCAUUUGCAAACUUUGCCACCCCCAGCUGUCAGGAUUGUUAACAACAACAACAAGAUUCUGUAAAUCAAGUGGAACCGUUUGGUGUCUGCAAGCCUUUCAGUAUACCACUAAUGCUUGUAGAUAAUAUACAAUGUCUCAGCUUUAAUCAGCUUUCUUUCAUGUCAUGUGAGACUGUGUGGAAAUAUGAUGAGUAACACGUCACUUCUGCUGCUACACAAUGACGUCAUGGCCUUGUGAUGUCUCUGCGGCACAUGUGGAUUAGCUAACUAUUUCACACUUGGAGUAACAUUAAGACAUAUGUUGUAUUCUUUCUCUGCACCAACGUGUCUGCACAUGGAAGUAAAGUGGACUUAACCAACAACCAACUGCAUCAAACAUGUCGCCAUACUCUUUUGUAUUAUAGUUAUUCUUAACACCGAUGAAUGUCCUUUGUUACUACAGGUCAUCCUCCUCACAGCUGUGCGAUCUGAGAUGACCUGAGUUUGCCUGCAAUGAUUUAAAUGCAUACACAGAAUUCAACAAAAGUCUCUUUAUGCCCUUAAAGAGGUCUAAAUUAACAACACCAUCUCACAAUGAUACAAUCCUCCAGACUACGUGACCUGUAACAGAAUGUGUCAUUUGUGAAUGCCAUUUUACUCCUUUGUAUUGUCAGUAUCACACUGUAGAAGUAUCCAAAUAGUUUGUUCAGCUUGCUAUACAUGGUGCUACAAGAUAACAAUACAAGUCUGAAAUCUUGCUGUACAGUACAGUAUGUAUUUGAAUGUAUGUUGUGCAAUUAAUAUAAAUGUUUACAAUAUUUUUUAUAAUACUGGAGAGGCAACCUCAUUGUAUGAUACGAGUUGACAAAAUGAACUUAUAGGGAGAAACGUAGCUUGAGAAAUGUCAUUGUCAUUGAGAUUUGUAUGUUUGUCCUUAUUUACAUCAGAAAAGCACUUAAAGGGUUCACUGUGAAGAGCUGUGCCAUGUACAUUAAUGGACAGUAUGCUUUGCGCCGGAAGAAAAACAAAACAGUGUAAUACUCAUUGAUGUGAAGUUUACUUCUUGCAUUUGUUAGCUUCUUUUCUUUUCUUUUUUUAGCCAAUACUUCCUUUUAAUAGAGUGCUGAUAGUCAAUGUGAAUAAAGUGUUGUUUGACCAUGAA
Haplochromis burtoni (Burton's mouthbrooder) is the source of this 4777-nucleotide messenger RNA. RefSeq names its product sulfatase 2a (gene sulf2a). Gene Ontology annotation, molecular function: N-acetylglucosamine-6-sulfatase activity; calcium ion binding; glycosaminoglycan binding. The transcript has 23 exons. Bases 744 to 3398 code for a protein of 884 amino acids. Lineage: Eukaryota; Metazoa; Chordata; Actinopteri; Cichliformes; Cichlidae. The record is from RefSeq and is a predicted model, not a curated record. Gene Ontology annotation, cellular component: plasma membrane; cell surface; endoplasmic reticulum.